Messenger RNA from Aspergillus saccharolyticus JOP 1030-1, 1275 nucleotides. RefSeq lists its product as uncharacterized. Gene Ontology annotation, cellular component: plasma membrane. NCBI's taxonomy places the organism in Eukaryota, Fungi, Ascomycota, Eurotiomycetes, Eurotiales, Aspergillaceae. Gene Ontology annotation, biological process: adenylate cyclase-activating G protein-coupled receptor signaling pathway; cell surface receptor signaling pathway. The transcript is spliced from 2 exons. The record is from RefSeq and is a predicted model, not a curated record. Gene Ontology annotation, molecular function: G protein-coupled receptor activity. Bases 1 to 1275 code for a protein of 424 amino acids.
AUGCUGACCCUUGCACUUGAGUCGUUUCUGGCGGCUGGCCCGACCAGGGACGGCCAGUCUCUGCAUUCACGCGGAGAAGAGGGCUCCCCCGUGAUUAGUCCUCUGUCCGACCUGCAGCGAAAAGGUCUGAUCGUGAUUUCUGCGCUCGCCCUGCUUUCUAUGUUAACAACCUUCUUGCUUCUGAGCUUCAUCACGUACCGAUUCAUCUUUUGGCGCCAGUACUAUGGACGUUACAUAGGUUACAACCAAUAUGUGGUGCUAAUGUUCAAUCUGAUUCUGGCCGACUUUCUGCAAAGUUUCGGUUUCAUCAUAUCCCUCCGCUGGAUUGCGAUCGAUGCGGUGCGAGCAACGGAUGUCGCCUGCUUCCUGCAGGGGGUGGGGCUUCAGAUUGGCGACCCAAUGAGUGGUCUUUUUGUCCUUGCUAUCGCAGUUCACACCUUCCUGCAUGUCUUCCUCAACUAUCAAAUGGAGCACCGAGUCUUUGUCAGCAUGAUCAUCGGUCUCUGGGUUUUCGGAGUGGUCAUGACCAUUAUUCCGAUCGCUGCGCACGGAAGAUAUGUGUGGUUUCCAGCAGUGGCCUGGUGCUGGAUGACUCCUGACUACGAGAACAUGCGAUUGUGGACGCACUACGUCUGGAUCUUCGCCUCCGAGUUCUUUACCGUCUCGCUCUACGCGAUAAUGUUCAUACAACUACGCCAGAAAAUGUCCGAAGCGGCCGUCCUUGGCGAGCACAACUCCGAGAGUCUGCACCGGUUGAAAAAGGUCAUUUUCCACAUGGCAGUCUAUCCCGUCGUCUAUAUUUGCCUGACCUUGCCGUUGGCGGCCGGUCGCAUGGCGUCCGCUGGAGGGCACUCGCCUAGUGUUCUUUACUUCUGUUUUGCGGGCUCCUUAAUGGCAUGUUCCGGGUUCUGUGACUCGUUUCUGUACGUCGUGACCCGCAGGAGUGUGGUUGUGGAAUCCGAGGCGCGGGGAAGCAGCAACAAGCUCUCCAGCCGACGGAAUAAAUCUUCGGCUGUGCAGCAAUAUGCCAUGAGUGCAGAUCCGAAGGGACCUACGUCAACGACAAUAACCCGGGGCCGUAGUGAUUCCACCGAAGAGAUGAUUGGCAAGGGCGGCCUCGAGCUGACGCCCAUGGGCGUGGUGUUGCAGCAUACGACGAUCGAGGUCACAACCGAGAGUGCAUACGAGCCGUCGUCUAGUGAUACCGGUGCCUCCAAGCGACACGACACCGAGAUAGCACUAUCUAUUCCUGAGGCCCACCAGCAUGGCACAUGA